CCUCAGUGCAUGUCUACCGAAUUUACUGGCGCCAGUGUUGACUGUGGCUGUGCUGCUUGGGCUGUCGCUAAAAGGCUAGUUUUUUUUUUUAGUUGGGCUUACAACCAGCUGAACAUUUGACUAUACUUGACUCAUGCAGGAGACAAACCUGCAAGCACAAACGCGUGUACCUGGAUACAGUGCCUGUCUGCUCUUUAAAUACAUAUAAGGAAUAUCACCUGGGUCAGUCGCUUUAAAGAUCACAUGUAUUUAUUUUAGACAACGCCGCGGGGAACUUGUUCCCCGAGUUUUGAAUCGUUGUGUGCGCAUCAUGAGAGGAGUUAUCGGAGUGUAAAAAGCACAGAGUCGACAGCUUGGACUCGUUUUUUUUAGGUUAUUUUUUGAACUGUCACCAAUCUUUAAGCAAUUCCCUGCAGACUAAAAGCAAAAGGAGAAGAAAAAAACAACUCACAAAAACAGUUUGUGUUUUAAAAGCUAAAACACUCUCUCUCUCACACGUCACACACACACACUCGCACAAAAUGGAAAUAGCGAGCGAUCAGCCUCGCUGGAUGGCUCACCAUCACGCCGUGCUAAACGGACAGCACCCCGAUUCUCAUCACCCGGGGCUGGUGCACAAUUACAUGGAACCGGCCUCGCAGCUUCUGCCCCCGGACGAGGUGGACGUGUUUUUCAACCAUCUGGACUCGCAAGGGAACCCCUAUUACCCAAACUCGGCGCACGCCCGGGCACGAGUGUCCUACAGCCAGGCUCACGCUCGCUUGACCGGGGGCCAGGUCUGCCGACCUCACCUCAUCCACAGCCCCGGGAUCCCUUGGCUUGACAGCGGGAAAGCAGCUCUGUCAGCUGCCCAUCACCACAACGCCUGGGCGGUGAGCCACUUCACCAAACAGAGCCUCCACCCGGCCAGUACCGGGGCACCGGGCGGCUUGUCAGCGGUGUACCCUGGCAGCAGCGGCGCAAGCACAGGCACCGUAUCCUCACUCACCUCAGGGUCCCACUCCAGCCAGCACCUCUUCAGCUUCCCUCCCACCCCGCCCAAGGAUGUCUCUCCAGAUCUGGGCGCCGCGUCCCCCUUGUCCGCCAGGUUAGACGAAAAGGAAUCCCUGAAAUACCAGGUCUGCCUGGCAGAAAGCAUGAAGAUGGAAGGAUCAAGUCCACUGAGGAGCAGCCUGGCGUCGAUGGGAUCACAGACCCCGUCCACCCACCACCCGAUACCCACUUACCCCACUUACUCUCUGCCCGGAGCGCAUGAGUACGGCGGAAGUCUGUUUCACCCGGGUAGCCUCCUCGGGAGCGCCUCAUCGAGCUUCACCCCAAAAUGCAGGAGCAAAACCAGGUCGUGUUCAGCAGAGGGUAGAGAAUGCGUGAACUGCGGGGCCACGUCGACCCCUCUGUGGAGGCGAGACGGGACCGGGCACUAUCUGUGUAACGCCUGCGGGCUGUACCACAAGAUGAACGGGCAGAACCGACCGCUCAUCAAGCCCAAAAGGAGACUGUCCGCUGCCAGAAGAGCGGGGACCUGUUGUGCCAACUGCCAGACAACCACAACCACGCUGUGGCGACGCAACGCUAACGGGGACCCGGUGUGUAACGCGUGCGGUCUGUAUUACAAGCUGCACAAUAUAAACCGACCCCUCACCAUGAAGAAAGAAGGCAUCCAGACCCGCAACCGCAAGAUGUCCAACAAAAGCAAGAAGAGCAGGAAGGGUCCGGACUGCUUCGAGGAAUUCUCCAAAUGCAUGCACGACAAGAGCUCCUCCUUCAGCGCUGCUGCCCUGGCAGGGCACAUGCCUCACAUGGGCCACCUGCCCCCCUUCAGCCACUCGGGACACAUCCUGCCCACCCCGACGCCCAUCCACCCCUCUUUCGGGCACCCCCACCAUGCCAGCAUGGUGUCCGCCAUGGGGUGAACCCCUCCACCCCCCUGCACCCCCCAGCACAGGGGAGGAGGAGGGUGAGGGGGGAUCGGACAGCAGGCUCACUGCCAGGGAGAGCACUGGUGGUGUGGAGGGCACGGCUUUCACUGCAUUCAUUCGGACACCAAGAGGAAAGAUUUAUGGGAUGGAUGUGUGACUUAGAGACCUUUUCGGUAAGGCUGUGGAGAGGAAUAUUCUCCUGAAGGACUCUAUUCCUGCAAGGAAGGAAGCUGUUUUUUUCCCCAAGCCCUCUCUCACCCAGCUGAUCAACCAACUAACUAGCAAACCAGUAAACCACUCGCUCCCCCUAGCCCUCUCUCAUCCAGCUGCUUCAUACCCGAAUCCAGACAAACAGAACCCUGGCUGUCUCUCUGAACCAGGAUAAAUCUUCAGAGAAGAGACGCCUUGAUUUCUAACUGUGAAUAUUGUAAAUGAAGAAGAAGAGGAGGAAGAAGAAGAAGAAGAAGAAGAAGAAGAAGAAGAAGAAGAAGAAGAAGAAGAAGAAACAGACAAUGUACCAGGUCUCACUUACUGACUGUGUGUGUGGGGUCUCUCUCAACCGUUAUAUAUAUAUAUAUAUAUAUAUAUAUAUAUAUAUAUAUAUAUAUAUAUAUAUAUAUAUAUAUAGAAUGAUGCUGGAUUACUGGUCAUGGACUACUUCUGUUUUAAAGGACUUUAUAAGAAGAAAAAAGGUUUAUAAAGCUUAAUUUUAAAAUAGUUUGCUAUUAUUAUUAUUAUUAUUAUUGUUGUUGUUAUUAUUAUUAUUCUUAUUAUUUAUUUUUUAUUCUGCUUUUUCUUUUUGGUCGAUGUUUCAGAGAAGAUCCUUUACAUCAUUUUGUUUUUAUAAGAAAGCUGUUUUAUUCAUCAGAGAUUAUCGUGUCACCAUUCCUGUAGGCAUAUCUGAGCUGUUAUUGAGGAGAACGUGAAUCUGUCUUAAUCGGGGAGGGGAGGGGAGGGAAGGAGUUUUUGGAGGAUUGCCCUACAAUUUAAUGUACAGAUUAUUAUUUUUUUCCUUUAAAAUAUUCAUGUCCUUAUGACAAAUUACAUUUAUUUUUAAAAAAAAGUAUUUGAUCGACUGGUUGUGGUUUUCAAUAUCUUAAAAGUGAUUGUGAUGAUUCCUAGUGUGUGGGAACCCUUGUGGUAAACUAUAGUAAAUGCACAGUAUAACCAUGGGAAAAGCAAGGAGGAAAACUGCAAAAAUACCAUGCAGAUUUACUGUGGUGAAUUUUUAUAAGAGAAAUCAAUCACUAGAGCUUUUAUAAAAUUCAAAUAAAAAUCAAUGAUAAUACAAAUUCUGUUUCCAUAUAUAUGCAGCUGGCUCUUUGAGCUAAUAUAUAUAUAUAUAUAUAUAUUAGACUAAUUUUGUUUUGUAUUUAAUAGUCUGUCUAUGCAUCGUUAAGAAGAAUGCCCCUCCCUCCCAAAAAAGAAAACUACAUACAAGAACAAACAAACAAAAAAUAAUAAAACUCCUUUUCGACUUACAAAAGAUGUGUUUAAUAUUUCCAACAACAACAGCAAGGACAGUAAUAAUAAUUUGACUGAAACUCCAGCGUGAUGUCACCACGGCUAUUGUGCUCGCCCUCCCCAGCUCUAUGGCAGUGCCGUCCCCUAGUGUAAUAAUGGGUGCUUUUAUGAAAGCCGCUGCCCACAAUGCACUCGUGAGCAGGGCUUCACAACGAGGUCAAGUCAAGCGCCGUGCUUGAGGGAGGGAGAGUUCCAGAGAAGGAGGAGGAAGGACAGAGCAGUCUAUAGCUGGACAGAGGAAGGAAAGCUAAUCAACAGAGCCCUUACUCUCACAGUAGGAAAGUUCAGCCAGUCUCACCCAGCCGAGAGCAGAGGAAGCACUCAGUGGCAUUGCUUCAUCACAGCCUGCCCCAGAGUUUAAACUGCCAUGCCCAUCUGAGGAAGUCAUCUCACUGACGAGAGGAGCACAUAACAGCACUCUGAUAACGAGGAUUAUUCAUUGAGAAUACUCCAUCAGGAAAACUACAGCCCAUAGUCAUACUGCUACUGCUACUACUGAUAAUAAUAAUAAUAAUAAUAAUAAUAAUAAUAAUAAUAAUAAUAAUAAUAAUAAUAAUAAUAAUAAUGCAGACAGUGAUUCAUCGUCAAUAUAUUGUGCCAAUCCCAUAUCUGAUUAGUGUUAAAAAGAGUGCGGUCAGAUGUCAGCCCUUUUAGUUUGUAAGUGCUGUGCCCGAUCAACAAAACCCAGGAGUUAGUAAAAACAAUUAGUUUUUUUCAAUCAUUUCUUUUAUUAUGAAUGAAAUACUGGUUGAUAUGUUAAUAAAACAGUUUUGGUCUGCUUUUUAAAAACAAAAAUUCAAAUCUAGUACAGUUUUUGCAAACUUUAUUAUUUUUUUCCAUAAACCAAAAAAAGGAAAAAAAAAAAAAAGCCCUUCUAGAUUUUUACAGGUUCCAUUGGAAGCAUGUAAUGGUGGUUAGGGUGAAGGCUGUGCAUACUCUAUAGUGAUUAGGGUGGUUAGGGUGAAGGCUGUGCAUACUCUAUAGUGAUUAGGGUGGUUAGGGUGAAGGCUGUGCAUACUCUAUAGUGAUUAGGGUGGUUAGGGUGAAGGCUGUGCAUACUCUAUGUCAGCCGGUAUUGAUUCUGAAGGCAGGCUGGUUUAAACACUUGGAAGGUACAGUGAGGUGAACCCUGUGAAGAUGCGCUCCUCUGUUUUGUUUUGUUUUGUUUUUUGAGAGUGGAGUUCUGAAUGACCCAGAGAUCAGGAUAAAGUGCAAUAUAACGUCAUUCACUGCCGUGUAGAGAAGACAAAAGAAAAAUGAAUAAAUAAUGAAACUUAAAUUAUUCCGUUGUCUGUAUCAACACAAACCGUUGUAUUCUUAUUAUUUUCUGCAGUAUUUCUUUUCUCUUUUUCUCUUUUGUUUUGUCACAUUAGUUUCGAUUGCUCGAUUAAGUUAUUGGUAAAAAAAAAUAAAAGAAAUAAAAAUGCGUCCAACAUGUUUAUAUAUUGUCUGUAAAAAGUGUAUUCUAUCAUAUUCCUGAACAUGAACAUUGCUAUAAAAUAAUAAAAUGCUUCUUUUUUUUGGUGAAA
Acipenser ruthenus (sterlet) is the source of this 4972-nucleotide messenger RNA. RefSeq names its product GATA-binding factor 2. Bases 522 to 1913 code for a protein of 463 amino acids. Gene Ontology annotation, biological process: positive regulation of transcription by RNA polymerase II; positive regulation of angiogenesis; negative regulation of transcription by RNA polymerase II. Gene Ontology annotation, molecular function: zinc ion binding; RNA polymerase II cis-regulatory region sequence-specific DNA binding; DNA-binding transcription factor activity, RNA polymerase II-specific. Gene Ontology annotation, cellular component: nucleus. The record is from RefSeq and is a predicted model, not a curated record. The transcript is spliced from 6 exons. NCBI's taxonomy places the organism in Eukaryota, Metazoa, Chordata, Actinopteri, Acipenseriformes, Acipenseridae.